Trichophyton verrucosum HKI 0517 is the source of this 531-nucleotide messenger RNA. RefSeq lists its product as uncharacterized. The record is from RefSeq and is a predicted model, not a curated record. NCBI's taxonomy places the organism in Eukaryota, Fungi, Ascomycota, Eurotiomycetes, Onygenales, Arthrodermataceae. The transcript has a single exon. Bases 1 to 531 code for a protein of 176 amino acids.
AUGGUGCAAUAUGGAGGGGCUCAGAAACGAGACACGGGCGUUGUAGAAGUCGAGGGCAGACAGUAUACGUAUGAUAUGGACUCACGGGAGAGACUCAAGGUCCGCAACAUGCUUGAGAGACAGAAAAAGGCUGGCAAGACCAGUGUAGAGAUUGGAAAAUAUCUCCUCCAGACGUAUAAUAAUCGGGACCAAGGACUUGGGGGUAUGGUGACGUAUUUGUUUGGCAACGGGAAUCCAUACGUUAGCAUCACUGCUAUUGUUAUGAAGGCUGUUGGCUUGAAUCCACCGGUCCAGAACGGCUAUAGAGCAGAGUCAGCUUAUGCUACUCCAACGCCUUCCCGCCCAUCUCCAAAUGGCCAUAAGUUGUUGAAGUAUGAGGCUAGCAGCCGGGCUGGUACUCCUGCGCAAGACACAGUUAACCCAAAGUACACCCUUGAAGACAGUGAGGAGCCUCCCUUUUUGCGGCCGGCUACGCUCGAGCGUAUCCAGCGGGGAUAUUUCGAUCCAAAGCUUGACUGGGGGAGAAAGUAG